This is a messenger RNA of Lactuca virosa, 1176 nucleotides long. The record is from the annotation of a GenBank genome assembly. Lineage: Eukaryota; Viridiplantae; Streptophyta; Magnoliopsida; Asterales; Asteraceae.
AAAUUCCGAAAAUAAACAUUUUAAAAUGAGAAAUUAUUCGAAUUUGAUGAUUGUUUUGAUUCUUAUGAUAAUCUUAGCAAUGACCAGGGCAGCACCAAGUGCCGCCCAGUGCAAAAAAGAGAAGAGGCUCGCCAUCAACGCAUGCAUAAGUGUAUUGUAUGGCAGACCUCCAUCAUCAAGCUGUUGCAAACGAGCUCGGGUUAGCCAUGUUAAGUGCAUAUGUCCCGUGAUCACCCCAAAGUUGGCUGCUCUAAUCAAUGUCAAUCGUUUUGUUAAACUUAUUGAAGGUUGUGGACGCAGGGUCCCUCGUCAUUUCAAAUGUGGAAGUCUUACGAUCCCAUGAAAAGGUGAUAAAUUAAAUUGUUAUCAAAAGAGAUUGUACUAAAUGAUAUAUAUGAAUAUAUGAUCUAUCGUCGACUAAUCGUAUGGAUCUCGAAAGACGAGAGAAGAGCUUCUGAUCGUGUUAAAUGUUUGGUGUAACUUAUGUUAUUUAAUUUCGUUUCAAUUCAAAUAAGAUGGUUAAUUGUUUUAGAAAGCCCCACGUUAAUUGAUGCAAUAACCUACAUGUCUAAGUAAUAAUUUAGAUAAUAAAAAUAAUCAAAUAUUUAAAGUGAUUUUCAAAGAAACUGGCUACUACUUUCAGAUUAUUUGAUUCGGCAAAGAUACACCAUAUGGAUCCUAUCAAGGACAUGAUUCAUGGUGGUCGCUGGUGAGCAUCGUUUGAUCAGACAACUAUUUUUCAACUAAGGUCCCGUUUGAUAGUUCCUGAGAAAGAGCAGACUGGGAAAUAUCUGUCUGGAGUCAAUCAGCUACAAAGGAGUAAGCAAAAGGACAAUCAUAAGGUGAAAUCGAACACAUUGAGCAUUUAGGGCAAGGAGCUUUGAUCGGCUGGAGAAGAAAAGAACAGCAGAAGCAUACCUGAUAGACGAGGAAGGAGCUUCGACCGGCGAUUGGAAGAGGAAGAAAUAGGUCGAUGUUGCUUGUUGGAGAAGAGGAAUCGCUGAAAGGGGAGAAGAAAGGGCACCGAUGGAAACUUUUCUCCUCUUCUCAGUCAGCUGAUUUCCAACUUCUUUCUCAAUUAGCUAUAGAUUUCUGAAUCAGACACGCAUAAAGUGUUUAUCAAACACAAAUAGUUGAGCGAGUCAUCCAAAAUGGUCUGAGCCGACUCAGUCAGAC